This is a messenger RNA of Anarrhichthys ocellatus (wolf-eel), 2271 nucleotides long. Its product is annotated as AT-rich interactive domain-containing protein 3A-like. Bases 175 to 975 code for a protein of 266 amino acids. The record is from RefSeq and is a predicted model, not a curated record. The transcript is spliced from 2 exons. NCBI's taxonomy places the organism in Eukaryota, Metazoa, Chordata, Actinopteri, Perciformes, Anarhichadidae.
GCCAAAGCAGCGCGGGGGCUCCACCGUUCAGCACCAACACAUGCUAAAGUGGUUUAUUCCGCAGCUAUCGAGCCCUACAUGUCUGCAUGUUGAAUGCGGAACGUUACCAGCACUGAAGGAAGACUCGCGUGAUCCGGUUGACAGAUAAUUUGGGAUAAUUUGACGGAGAGCAGCAUGGUUGAUAACGCAAGUAUAGCAACUAAAUCUGCGUUGCAAGGCUCGUUCUCGUCCGCCGGCAGCCUUCCCCUCCAGGCUCCCUCCGCCUCCUCUCACAGCGCGUUCCCCGGCGCCCAGUCCCACCAGCAGCAGCCCGCCGGCGGCGGCAUGAAGCUUGAAGCCGUCAUGGAGAACCUGCAGCGGCAACAGGCGGCGCGGCUGGCCCUGGAGGAGAAGCUCCGGCAGGCGGAGACGGAGAAAGACCUCCGCUCCAUGGUGGAGUCCCAGAUACACCAGCAGGCGCUGGCUUUCCGCCACUACCAGGCGGCGAUGCGCGGCGCCCUGGCCGCCGGGGUCGCCAUCUCGUCCCCCGGAGCGAUGCUCCGGGGCGCGGAGGUCCGCCGAGCCGACGAGGACGGGAACUCCUCCAGACCGGGCAGCGACGAUAGGGAGCGGGACGAGGAGGGGGACGACAUGGAGGAGCAAGAGAUCAUGGAUGAAGACGAGGAGGGCGAAGGCGACGUCGGGUUGAACCACUACCAGGACCGGCAGCCGUCGCUCCACGGAACUUGUCUGCCUCCGAAGGGCACCCCGAUGCAUCUCAUGGCCAGACUCCCGGCGGCAUUCACCCCGGCCCGCCGCGCAGAGUCUCCCUCGGCGCACCCUCAGCCCCAGCACCACGACUGGACCUACGAGGAGCAGUUCAAACAGGUAAGACCACUUCUAACCAGCGCCAGCUCACGUCCCGUACAAACAAAAGCGCUUCUUUUGGGAAAUGAUUUAGUUCGUGUUGUUGUUGUGUUGUGGGCUGCUUUCUGAAGGGACACACAAGUCCGUGCGUGUCCGUGUGUCAGUCCUGUCAGUGCUCACACAACCAGCGUGUCUGCACAAAUGUUUUCAACCAAGUUCUGUAAAAAGUUGAAAAUGGGCUGGAAGUUAAUAUGAGGCAGGAUAAAGUGUGACUGAUAGCUUUAUUAAUCAUAAAUAAGUCAUUUAGGAAUGCUUAAGAUGAACAGGUUGUACAGAUGUAAAGAUCCAUUUAUUAACCAGCUUUAUUUGACACACACCUGCAGCUGUGUUAUUACGGACUAUGAGCAGUCACUCAGCCAAACCAUUAUUACAAACACAUUUCUGGUUGCCAGGUUGUUGAGAAAGGCACCCUUUCAGUCUGGUAAUAAUACAGUUAUAAAUGUAGUAAUAAGUUAUUAAAACAUGGAUUUUAAUCCUUCUUCCAGAAUCAUUCGUCACAGGGAUUUUGUUUUCACAAGUGGUUCCUAUUAAUGGUUUAUAUGUAGAAAGCUUUAGUCAGUUCUAUGUUAAUGAAGCCGUUAUAAACCCUUAACGACGGGUUGUGUGAAUGACAGCAGGCCGUCUGAUGGAUGCUGUCUGUGCUUCCAGCCGGCAAGCAGGCGGAUCCAUACUCUGAGCGACGGGAUGUCAUGUCUUAUUUAUGACGGAUCAUUUGCAGACUUCCCCAAAUGCGAUGUGUACAUUAGUGACUGCAUUAGCGCCGCACAUUAAAGCAACCCGAUGCAUGGAAAUGCAAUUUAAAUAGGCGGGGGGCUGAAACCAGUAGCCUCGACACAGAGACGGAGAAGCUCGCCAUCCAGUUUCACUGUUUCUCUCUCGGAUUCCUUUAUGGUGGCAUAUUUGGCAUUACUCUUGUGCAUGUGAUGCAAGUGUUCCUCGCUCAAGUUAUCACGUUACGAGUGACAGAAAAGCCUCAGCGGAUGGAUUUAAAACCCAUCGUUUUAGCCUGCAUGUGUUGCAGAAAAGUCUUUUUUCCAUUAAGACAAAGUUCCCCGUGGCCCGUACAUGCAACACCAGGGCCGCACGCUUCAGAGAUUCCUCAGGAUGUGCAGUUAUUGUGGGGGUGGGUCAUCUGUAUGUAGCCAUUCAGCGUAAUGGUCACGGGGACAAUAAAAGGAUGCUUAUGGCUGCUCGGCAGACAGAGUGGAGCCGGCAUGCUAAGCGUGCUCAAAGCUGCAAAACAAAACCACAUUUGAGGGCAGUAAAUGCAUCUUUGGAAAAUAGGAACAAGAUGUGGGCUAAAUAUAAAAAAGGGCCUCACCGGACUUGGACGAGGACUUUUUAAUCUGAUCUGGACCAAGUGGG